Bursaphelenchus okinawaensis is the source of this 604-nucleotide messenger RNA. Lineage: Eukaryota; Metazoa; Nematoda; Chromadorea; Rhabditida; Aphelenchoididae. The record is from the annotation of a GenBank genome assembly.
AUGCAGUCUGGAGGAGGUGGUGGCUCAACAAGCGGUUGUCCCGCAGUGCCAGGUGAAGUACUGUUAGCUGGAGACUUUGUAUCUUCGUCGUCGUUCUAUGGUGAAGUUGCACCGAUUAGUACGUGUACUACUUGUGCCGCUGGUACUGCCAAGUACUAUCCCGAUUCCGGAGAUCCGAACAUUGUAGCCAGUGAACAGAAAGCCAUUGGUGCUUCGGGUAAUGGUCCUGCUAACUGUGCCAACUUGUGCGUAUGCUCAGCUGACGGUACUUGUUACACUAGGAGUACUCAGAACGUCAAUGUGGUACUGUAUCCUUACUGUGAUGGUAAGGAGUUUUUGAAACAUUAUAUUUUACCCUACCCUACCCUACUCCACCUAAAACUUACAAAAUGUUGUUAUAGGUGCCUCAUGUGCUGUCUAUGUUAUGAUAGUAACCCAAGACGACUCGGCUGGACUACAGCCUUCGAAUGGAGGUCCAGUAGUAACUGGUUCAGCUCAAGUCGAUCCAACAACAUUGGAUUACAAGCCGGUCACGGAUCCAAGUUAUCCUCAAGUCACUUAUGCUUCAUGUAAUGGCUGUCCUAAUGGUCCUACGUCGUGUUAG